AUGACUGUAACUUCAUACUACUCUAACCUCCCAGAGGCUGAGUAUGAUCCUAUCGUUAAGAUAAUGUCACAAUAUGCCAGUGAUCCUUCCCCAAGUAAAAUAGAUCUUACCAUUGGUGUUUACAAAGCUGAAAAUGGUGAUUCGUACUUGUUCCCAUCGGUUGCAAAAGCCAAAAAGUGGUUACAUGCAAACGAUCCUGGUCACAAUUAUACUAAUAUGGCUGGUAUUCCAGAAUUCACUGCAGGAGCCAGAGAAGUUAUUUUCGGAAAGAAAAGUGCUAUCCAAGGUAAGAUUGCUUCCUUACAGACCAUUUCGGGAACUGGUGCUUGUCACAUGGCUUCUCUCUUUUUAGGCGAGUGUGGGUUAAACAAUUACUACAUUGGAACCCCAUUUUGGUCUAACUACCAACCAAUGCUCGAACAUGCAGGUGCCAAGGUUAAUCACUUUAGACACUACAACCCUGAAACCAGAGAAGUCGAUUUCGAAUCAACUGUGAGGGCAUUGAAUGAAGCUCCAAAGGAUUCCGUAUUCUUGUUUCAAGCUUGUUGUCAUAAUCCUACCGGUGCCGACUAUUCUAAGAAACAAUGGACUCAAAUUGCUGAUAUUAUGAAAGAAAGAGAAUUGUUUCCAUUUUUCGAUAUUGCCUAUCAAGGGUUUUCCUCUGGUGACAAAGAUGAAGAUGCGUGGGCGAUUAGACACUUUUACGAAAAGGGUUUAAAUUUGCUAGCCUGUCAAUCAUUUUCUAAAAAUAUGGGAUUAUACAGUGAGAGAGCUGGUUGUUUGCAUGUUGUUGUCCAAGAGGGUGUAGAAAAUCCAGAUACUUUGGAUAGGGUCCAAGGUAUGCUCGUUACAUUUUUUAGAAUGGAAUGCUCUUUUGGGCCUGCAUUUGGGGCUAGAAUUGCAGCUGCUUUGAUGAACAAGCCGGAAUUGAAAGAAGAAUGGGAUCAAGAUGUGGCACAAAUCACCGAAAGGUUACAAAACUUAAGAAAAUCUGUCUUGCAGAAGUUAACUGCCAUGGAUACUCCAGGAAAUUGGGACCAUGUUAUCAAACAAAAUGGGUUAUUCUGGUACACUGGUUUGAAUGAAGAGCAGGUUUCAAGGAUUACCAAGCAAGAGCACGUUUACAUGACUUUUGCAGGUAGGGUCAACAUUGCAAGUUUAAACGAAUCAAAUAUUGAUCAAUUCUGUAGAUCAUUGGACAAGAUAGUCAGAGAAACAAAAUAG
Dujonia railenensis is the source of this 1224-nucleotide messenger RNA. The record is from the annotation of a GenBank genome assembly. Lineage: Eukaryota; Fungi; Ascomycota; Pichiomycetes; Serinales; Debaryomycetaceae.